Molecule: messenger RNA, 537 nt
Organism: Glycine soja
Lineage: Eukaryota; Viridiplantae; Streptophyta; Magnoliopsida; Fabales; Fabaceae
Source: the annotation of a RefSeq genome assembly
AUGGAUAAAGGGAAUAGAGAUGAUGAUAGAGAUCAUACUGAGAAACAGAUUCGAAUUUGGAUCUUGACAUGUCGGUGGUUUUUAACCGUGGGCAUCAUGCCAGGAAGUUGGUGGGCUCAUCAUGAAUUAGGUCGGGGUGGCUGGUGGUUUCGGGAUCCCGUAGAAAAUGCUUCUUUUAUGCCUUGGGUAUUAGCCACAGCUCGUAUUCAUUCCGUAAUUCUACCCCUUCUUCAUUCUUGGAUCUCGUUUCUUAAUAUUGUGACUCUUCCAUGCUGUGUCUCAGGAACCUUUUCAAUACGGUCCGGAUUGCUAGCUUCCGUUCAUAGUUUUGCUACAGAUGAUACACGAGGAAUCUUUUUAUGGCGGUUCUUCCUUCUAAUGACCGGCAUAUCUAUGAUUCUUUUCUCCCAGAUGAAGCAGCAGGCAUCGGUCCGUAGAACUUCUAAAAAAGAGAUGGUUGUGGCGCGAAGUACUCUUGUGCACCUCCGUCACUCGGCUCGCGCGCAACCCCGCCCCGUUAUGUUAUGGAAGAAUUGA